Molecule: messenger RNA, 1411 nt
Organism: Erigeron canadensis
Lineage: Eukaryota; Viridiplantae; Streptophyta; Magnoliopsida; Asterales; Asteraceae
Exons: 4
Coding region: 58-1101 (347 amino acids)
Source: RefSeq, a predicted model, not a curated record
UAAGAUAUCCAUCUACAACUUCCACAAAACACACAAGAAAAAAUCAACAAGAUAACAAUGAGGAGAUCUUUUGGGCCAAGAAUGGGCGGCGGUGGGGGUGGUGGAAACGGCGGAGGCAUGAUCAAGUCCAUUCAUCGAGCCGUUAGGGCCGGUAUGGGUGGCACCGGUGGCUCAGCCAUCGAACCCAACUCACACUUUUCAACAAGAUCAACCACUAGUACAAUAAAUAACCGUAGUAACAUGAACCAACCCUUAAACACAAGUCUCUUUUUAUCAAAUAAUAAUAAUAGUAGUAAUAGUCCUUAUGUCCCAGUGACCGGGACGUCUCACUGGGACAUAUUGACACCACCGGCUAUAACCGGUGAUCAUGAGCUUUAUGAUUGGGAAUACGUGGAUGAAAGUGGUUCGUGUGGGAGUGAUGGUGAAAGUAGUGUGUAUGGGUUUUAUGAUGAUAUGGUUUAUGGGAGUGUUCCUUCUAAAGAUGAGGUUCACCAUGCAGUUUCUUCUCUUCAAGAGGUUCUUGAACCCGUGUCCUUUGGACAAUUGAUGAAAGAUCGGAGAACACAUGGUAGUGAUGACGAUGAAAUUGGACAGAUUUCAAGUCAAACUAGUUUUCAUACGUCCGAGUCAGAUUGGGUUGAGCCAUCGAUGCAUAGUUUGCAAGUUCCUAGUGUUGGCAAAGUUUAUGAUGCUUUCCAUCUAUUACAAACUGAGCCUUCUGUCCAGAGAAUGGUCAUGUCCUUGUCAUCAGACAAGGCUGUUUGGGACGCUGUUAUGAACAAUGAGGUGGUUCGUGAGCUUCGCGAAUCAGUCGGUGGAGCAGACAAAAGUAUAUCCGAUGGAUCACAGGAUCGUGACUCGAAUCCAGUUACACAGGUUCUUCGUCGGAUCUUUGCCAAUACAAAGGAUAAAGUGAUUGAAAUAGUAGAGAUGUUAACAAAGAUUGUGAAUGAGUUAAUUCAACCCAUGAACAAGGAUGAGACGUCAAAGAGAGAUGACAAUAUGCCCCUUAACACAUUUGAAGAGAACCUUAGAAGCUCCUUCAUUCUCUCUAUAAUGGUUCUCCUGAUUGUAGUUGUGACUCGAGCCAACAAAUGUUGAUCAUGCUCUCAUUCCGUGACCAGGCUCACAAGUAUUGAUCAUGAUCAUAGUUUUGAGUAAGGUAUUGAUCAUGGUCUCACUUGUGAGCCAGGAUCAUUUUUAUGAGCGUGAUUGACAUGUUUUGAUCAUGAUCUUUGUGGUCUUGAGUCUGGCCCAAAGAUGUUGAUCAUCAAUUUGCUGACAUGACAAACGAUAGGAUUCUUCUCAUGAUCUUUUAUGCAUAAGAAUGAUAUAGAUUCUGUUUGUAAAAGUUUUGGAUAUGGUAAAGUAGACUUGUUCUGAAAAUAUUAUGAUCAUGUUGAUGUGUUGA